This is a messenger RNA of Dermacentor silvarum, 4297 nucleotides long. RefSeq lists its product as uncharacterized. NCBI's taxonomy places the organism in Eukaryota, Metazoa, Arthropoda, Arachnida, Ixodida, Ixodidae. The coding region runs from base 1 to 3144 and encodes 1047 amino acids. The transcript is spliced from 9 exons. The record is from RefSeq and is a predicted model, not a curated record.
AUGAGAGGCUUGCCGCUGCUGCCGAGGAAAAUCAAGGGCUUCGAGCAUGAAUUAUCCGCGGACGAUAUCACCAUCUGGACCAAGCCGGGCCUUUCCCCGGGAAAGAAUCAAGACGCACUGCAGCAGGCGUUCGAGAAGACCGAGAGCUACCUGCGUAAGUGCGACCUCGCGUGCGCCCCGGAGAAGUCCGAGCUGCUAGCGUUGAGGGCGAUGACGAGAGGGCGUCCUCCACUGGAGACGCCACACCCCGAAGUGACACUGAACGGCGUAAGAGUAACUAAGGUGGACACGCUUCGAGUCCUGGGGCUCACUUUGCAAAAGGACGGCGCGGAAAUGGCUACCAUCAACACACUCAACAACACCAUCGCGCAGGUCGUUCAACUAAUACAGAGGGUGGCGAACCGCAGACACGGCCUUAAGGAGCAAGAUACGCUCAGGAUAGUGCAGGCCCUGGUCACCAGUAGGGUGACGUACUGCACACCUUACCUGGGAUUCAAAAACAGCGACCGAGACAAGCUGGACGCCCUCAUAGCAUGUGGCACACAAGAUGGCCCUAGGGCUAUCCUAGACGGUGUCCACGGAAAAUCCACUGAGCCUGGGUAUCCACAACACAUGGGAAAGCUGGCAGAAGGUCAUAGAACAAGCCAACUCGAGAGAAUCAAGCUGACCAAACCGGAAAGAGACACCCUGAGAAGCCUGGGAUACGGAGUAGAAGCAACACCACCUAGACUGUCUAGUCUAGGUGGUGUUGGCGACAAAAAGGGCCCCUACACGCCUCUUCGCCUGAACGUCCUGGAAGGCGAGCAGACGUCCCUUCCGUGCCCCAUCAACACGGCGACCCGCGAGCCGAUUUCAGCCGUCUGGUUCCACGUCGCCACACACGCCUACCAAGAAUAUGGCAGCUCGCCGUACUACACCAACGGCCACCUGCAGGCGAAGAGGGUUUACGCGAUCGAAGCGCCGGAACCCUCUGCCACGGCGUUGGGAGGAACUGCCGGUCUGGUGGACGGAACGCACUGGAAGCGGCCGUCGUGGUCGGGCAGGGCGUUCUUCUCGCUGCUCAGUGACCCGCCUGCUUUGCGGCUCAACCGCUUGGAGCGCUCCGACAGCGGAAACUACGACUGCAACGUCACCUACCGCGACAACGUCACUUCCGUUGUUGUAGUGGUGACGGAGUCCCGCGUGGAGCUUUUCGUGGCUGCGCAGGCAUGCCCACCGUCCAUCAAGGACGCCCGGGGCACGACGAUCAAGGACACAGCUGGACCGUACGCCGAGGGAGAGGUGGUGCGACUGACCUGCGAAAUAGAAACGUGCGACCACGACGUGACGCUCGUGUGGUACCAGAACGGCACGCAGCUGAGGACGGCCCGCGGAACGGUGGUGACAACCGAUGGUGGCUGGAAGAACCUGGUCACCGUGGGCCCCCUGAGUCGCCGCGAUCUGCACUCGAACAUCACCUGCCUUGCUGCCAGCAACGUCUCGCUACCCGGAUCGGCCACGGUUCUUCUCGACCUGUACUCUACAGAGCGCGAGCCACCAAAUAAGAGUGCUACGGCGGAUACGACCAUCGGCCCCAGCUUUCCGUUGUCUGCAGACGCCAAGGUGGCAAAAAGUGAGGCCGCGGCUCGGGCAUCGUUCGACUCGCCUUCUGAACGCUUCUCCACGAAGCCCAGGAGCUUCGAAUGCGAAGCCACUGGUAGCCGACCGGCGGCAAAUGUGACGUGGUUUCUGGACGGAACUGCAGUAGACCCGGCCUUCAGCCGAAGUGUGUCCGAGGGCAACGUGACGACGAGCAUGCUUCUGCUGCCGGCGUCUGCGCAGUCCGGCCGGCUGCUCGAGUGCCGUGCCAUCAACGGCAACCUGCCCGAGAGCCGAGGCGUGCUCAGCCGCUUCCUCAAAGUGGACAUGUCGCACAAGACGGAGGUAAGUAUACGGCUCGGCGUCGGUCUCAAUGCAAGCCGCAUCACCGAAGGAGCCGAUGUGUACAUGGAGUGCUCGGUGCUGGCUGCCUCCAAGGUCACCGAGGUCACCUGGCGUCACGAGGGAGGCGAAAUCAAGGGGUCCGCGGGCGGCGAAGGCUCGUCCGACGCUCUGGUCACCUCGCGCUACCUGGUCAUCCGAGGGGUGACCGUCGACCAGUCCGGACGGUACACCUGCACGGCUAACACUGCUGACGGCGAAAGCGUCCAGAGUGCCCCGCUGGAGGUCCGCGUCAGACACGCGCCCCGAUGCGGCGUUCGGCGCGAGAAGCUCCUAGCGGCGCGGCCCAACGAGCCACUGAACGUGACCUGCGACGUGAGCGCGGAUCCCAGCGAAGGGCUGCACUUCUUCUGGAUUGCCGAGGAUGACACCGGGAAGAGGCGUCAUGUUACGCGUAGAGAGGGCGCCACUGGAGCCGAGGGCCCGGACUUCGAAGACCGGCUUCCGGAACUGCAAGACUCGAACCGGCUCGAAGUGCUCGUCGACGUGCACCUGUUUCACGCGACGCUUCUCUGCUGGGCGAGGAACAGCGUGGGCACGCAGCGGGAGCCUUGCAGACACCGGUUCCAGCUGAGACGUGAGCGAGCGUCGAGCCUUGACUGCGUGGUGGGUAACUACACGGAUACGUCAUUCUCGGUCACGUGUGCGUCGCGCCGACGCGGCCGCGCCAGGAGCGGCGGCGACGACCAUGGAGCUCCAGCAGCUAAGUCCCGACUGCGCAUCGAGCUGUUCGAUGCGACGGCCGGUAACCGGUCGGUACGAGGCUUCUGGGUCGCGACCGAGACCGGCAGCGCCAUCACCGCCGGCGGUGAGCCGCUGUUGCUGACGGGCCUCAAGCCGGCCACGGACUACCUGGUGGUGGCGCGGCUAGAACCGGAAGCGAACGCGUUCACCACCUACGUCAGGACCCUGGCGCCUGCCCAGACUGUCAGAGAACGGGAAGAGCACGCAUCGACGGAAAGCACAACCAGGGUGCCUCCCAUGACGACUACGAUCACUGUCAUCGCUUGCAUCGUCGCCACCGCCACGUUAGGCCUAGCAGCCACCGGCACGGCGCUAUGGUUCAAGUACCACAGGAGACGAUCUCGACUGCUGAGCGCCGCCGCUGCUCGAAAGCACGCCGAACACAAGGCGUACCUCGCUUCAGACGCUUCGUGCAGCUGAUACUGCGGACACAAGCGGAACGCAUUUUGCUAUUAGAACUCUCACACCUUCCUCUAGUUCACUGUGUUCGCACCUUCAAGUCCUUACCAACAGUGUCGUUCACGAUGAAACAUCGCGAGAACGAGACGUGCCUUCACUUACAAAUGUGUGCUUAUUCACCCUUAUCGAUACCGUGCGUCGGUAAAUGCGUCAAGAAGACAAAAAUGAAAGAGAACCCAUCUCCAAUUGUGUUCGCACACAGAAAGCGUAUGCUAAAACCGUCAUGCUCAUUGUCCUACGCCUAGGAAUGUGUGUGCAAAAGCUUUACGACCAAUCUGGCAGCAUUUUAAUGUCUUAAUUUGUGACUGUAAACCUUCCAUUUCCGUUCCUGCAUCCCGAGGUUCUCAAGUUCCAUUGACUAGCUUUGCUACGUCAGGUAGCAUCUUGCUACGAAGUCUCACAACCAAUUGUGACAACUGCGUAAUUAUUGAUCUGCAGAAAUAUGGAAUUCAUUGCCUUCAGGUGUCAAAACUAUGUUGCAUUUAUCCUUCCGAAAGGAAUUCGCUGUCGUAUUUUUUGAAUACGUAAUUCAAUUUCCUGCUAUUAAGGCUAUACAUAGUUCCUGCCUGCUUAUUUUAAUGUUGCACUUAUUCUAGUCAUUGAGGUUAAUGCACUUCGUAUUAUAUUUUUUUUCUCAAUUACGUGACUUAAUACACCGCGUAGUAAUUUUUAUAGACUGUAUUUGUACGUCCUUGUGUGCGUAAACUGGGAAUGGCUGUCUGUACGACGCGAUGGCCACGCCAGCUUUAGCGCACGUGAUAACAGCUGCAUAUAUAGAGCGUGCCGAACUCAGUCACGAAGCGGCAAAAACAGUUACGGACCUCACAGUGAAGACGAGCAUUGAGACGUUUCGGAAGCGUACUGGCAAGGCUGCAUAGCCGUUUCCGGCGUGGCUGGGGUCAUUUAAGCACACGUGUGGGUAAACUUGCGCGCCCCAUGCGCGAGACCUAACCUAACCUAAAAUGUUCGCGCACCGUUCAAGCGAGCCACUCAUGUCCCGGCCAUCGCAUCGUACGGAUAACCGUUGCCGGUAGACCCGCACCACGCCGUGUGGAUAGACAGUCAUCUUUCUAUGAUUGAUGGACUAACGGGAGGGCUCGCGUUCUCAUUUUUC